AUGGGUGGUUCACCCCCUUGCGGGGGCUCUGUAAGAACAGUUAAAGAUUGCAGGCGACAAGCCAUAACCGCCCAAAAGUGGCCUUCGCAAGUCGAAGCAGACCAUCAAAUCUCUUUCUCGGCGGCCGAAACUCACGGCAUCAGCAUGCCGCAUAACGACCCACUCUUAAUUGAUAUCGGAAUCGGUGAAUGCCAGGUCACGAAGGUUCUCGUCGACACAGGCAGCUCAGUCCACCUCAUCUUUCGGGACACGCUCGACAAGAUGGGAGUCGACCUGCGAGACAUGAAGCCCUCCUCACGUACUCUCACGGGGUUCAAUGGUUCCUCGGAACAGAUGAUUGGGACAAUUCGUCUCCCAGUUUACGCAGGUAAUGUGACCCGCACCGUUAAGUUCCCUGUUAUCCGGGCUAAGGCGCCCUACAACGCAAUCAUCAAAACGCCAUGGUUACACUCCAUGAAAGCCAUUCCCUCCACCUAUCACCAAUGCGUUAAGUUCCCUGGGAAAGAUGGAACGACGCAGACGAUUCGCGAGGACCAACGGGCCGCGAGAGGGCUCCUUAUCGAAACCAAUACAUAA
Brassica oleracea var. oleracea is the source of this 576-nucleotide messenger RNA. RefSeq lists its product as uncharacterized. The coding region runs from base 1 to 576 and encodes 191 amino acids. The record is from RefSeq and is a predicted model, not a curated record. The transcript has a single exon. NCBI's taxonomy places the organism in Eukaryota, Viridiplantae, Streptophyta, Magnoliopsida, Brassicales, Brassicaceae.